Lottia gigantea (owl limpet) is the source of this 752-nucleotide messenger RNA. RefSeq lists its product as hypothetical. Gene Ontology annotation, biological process: methylation. The transcript has 5 exons. Gene Ontology annotation, molecular function: protein-lysine N-methyltransferase activity; nucleic acid binding. The record is from RefSeq and is a predicted model, not a curated record. The coding region runs from base 96 to 743 and encodes 215 amino acids. NCBI's taxonomy places the organism in Eukaryota, Metazoa, Mollusca, Gastropoda, Lottiidae.
AUUUCGAGAGUCGUUUUGGAUAUUAUGUUCAUUUGGCAGAACGCUUUGAUAGAUUCCAUCACACGAAGUUUCAAUUAACUUACAAACAGCAGAAGAUGGCAGACUCUGAUGAUGAUGUUCCACAACUAUCAGCUCAGACUUUGGCUAUGUUACAAGAAUUUUAUACAGAACAAGAAGAAAUAGACAAAAAACUUGAAGAAGCUCAACAAGGGAAUAUAGAUAACUUUACACCACAAGAAGAUUGGCAAUUAAGUCAGUUUUGGUAUAAUGAUAGUACAGCAACAAGACUAGCACAAGAAGUUAUUCAAGCUGCUGGUAUCAAUGGCAAGAUUGCAUUUGUUAGUUCACCUACAGCAUAUAAAAAAUUUCGAGAAAUCAAGAGAGAAGAUCUAAGUGCUAAGUGUUUGGAAUUUGACAAUAGAUUUAAGGUCUAUGGUGAAGACUUUAUCUUUUAUAACUAUGAGGAACCAUUGAAUCUGCGUGUUGAGUUAAAAGGACAAUUUGACAUUGUGUUAGCCGAUCCACCAUUUCUCUCUGAUGAAUGUAUAGUAAAAACAGCUCAAACAAUUCGCUAUUUAACUAAAAAUAAAAUAAUUGUGUGUACAGGUGCUGUAAUGGAAGAAAUGGUAGGAAAAUUAUUAGGAUUGAAAAGACAAAAAUUUAAACCACAACAUGCAAAUGGUCUUCAAAAUGAAUUUUGUUGUUUCACAAAUUAUAAUUCAGAUCUGCUAAAUAAAGACUAAAAUUUAAAG